Messenger RNA from Angiostrongylus costaricensis, 795 nucleotides. The record is from the annotation of a GenBank genome assembly. NCBI's taxonomy places the organism in Eukaryota, Metazoa, Nematoda, Chromadorea, Rhabditida, Metastrongylidae.
AUGUUUCAUGAACACCGUCGGUGCAAUGAUCACGACUUCGCCAGCGCGUCGAAAAAGGAAAAUCAGAUUCGCGAAACUUACCAACAACUAGUGGACUGUACAUCUACUAUUGAAAAGGAAAUUGAAGUCCAAGAGAGAAUUAAAACAAAACAGUUAAAUGAGAUUUGCUCGCUGUCAGCUCAAAUAAGUGAGCUCACCGAUCGCGUGGAGAAAGCGCGCUUAAGAGAGAAUGAACUCGCUGAAAGGGUCCAGAGAUGGGUCGAAUAUCUAAAUCAGGAAAAAGAAAAAAUGAUGGCUCGUGGAUCUCGGCUCUACGCUACUGGAUCCCUGUCAGCGAAUGUUUCCGAUGACAUUGCGUACAACAUCAACAUGCUUGUGCAGAUGAGACAAAGAGUCAACGAUAAACUUCUGGAGAUCAAGCGUAGGAAGAAAGAACAUAAAAAUCAGCUACGUCAGCUCAAAAUUGAGAUGCUGAAUAUGCAUGGCGAGUUGGAGGAAUGGGAUAAGAAAUACGACGAAAUCCAAGAAGUGACCCAACGGAUGGAGAUAACUCGCCUGCAACUACUGGAAAGGAUCAAGGAGCAGCUGCAAAAAGAAACAGCAGCUAAGCUCACAUGUAUCCAGCUCGAUAAGAAACUGCAUGAACUCUGCGGAAACCUCAAAUCGAAUGAGCACACGGUGGAUAGUGAUGACCAAACUAUGAAGAAUCAGCUUUCGAUGACUGAAACAUCGGAGAGUCAAGACGGGGAUUCACUAGCCGGUAUGAUACGAGCUGGCAAACGAAUGCAGUUGUGA